AGAACUGGUUCUGCUAACAUUUGCACUGGAUGGCGCUGUAGCUCUGUUUGGCUACACUAACCGGGAAACCCACUUUCAUAAAUCCACUACGGCCGUCACGGACGUGAGUAACCGACUGUAGUUGUCGUGACGUGGUCAUGUCUGUGCGCCCCCACCGAGACACAGCUGCUGCCGACGAGUAGAAGAGCCAACAAGUCAGCUUCCCACCGAGAAAAACACCCUUCAUUCGGUCCGGUUAACGUCUCUUUCGUCGGCUACGAUGAGGUGGUGACCCUGGGUCGGCCAGGCCCUGGGAUGUUUGCAGCUUGGCAUAAAGAAAAGACGGAGCAGAGUGAUUGAGAAAGAAGAAUGGGCAGGAGCGCCUGGGGCUGCUGGCAAAGCGUCGUCAUCUCUACUGCAGUGCUCUACGGUUCUUUGGCCUUGUUUACCUCCAUCCUCCACAAUGUGUUCCUGCUUUACUAUGUGGAGACAUUCGUGUCUAUCUACAAGAUUGAUAAAAUCUCCUUCUGGGUGGGAGAGACAGUGUUCCUUAUAUGGAACAGUCUGAAUGACCCGCUCUUCGGCUGGCUUAGUGAUCGCGCCUUCCUCAGCUCUCCUCAGUCCGGCCCUCAGAUCACAACUCCAGAGGUGGUGCUGAGGCGCCUGAAGGCUCUCUCCACAAAUGGCCCGCUCUUCGCUCUGUCCUUCCUGGCCUUCUGGGUGGCGUGGGCCAGACCGGGCCUGCAGUUCCUGCUGUGCCUGUGUCUGUACGAUGGUUUCCUCACAAUGGUGGACCUCCACCACAGCGCCCUGCUGGCUGACCUCGCUGUGUCCAACACCGAUCGCACACGCCUCAACUUCCACUGCUCUGUGUUCAGCGCUUUUGGCUCACUCUCCGUUUUUCUAUCCUACUGCUUCUGGGACAAGGAGGAUUUCUACUACUUCCGUCUAUUCUGUGUGAGUCUUGCAGCUUUUUCCAUCUUGGGCUUUUUCUUAGUGUCUCGGUUGCUACAGCAUCGUUUCCAAAAGGAAGUCCGUCCAAGACAGGAUGAUGCAGUGACACUCAAAGAGCUGAGUGUUGACCAUGCUCCACUUACCCAGCCGGAAAAACCUGUCACCAUUGGACAGUACCUCAAACAGCUCUCCAAACACAAGAACUUCAUGUGGUUUGUGUCAAUGAACCUUGUUCAGGUGUUUCACUGCCAUUUCAACAGCAACUUCUUCCCUCUUUUCCUGGAACAUCUGCUGUCUGACAAUAUUUCUGCCUCCACUGGUUCAAUCUUACUCGGCAUCUCUUACAUUGCUCCCCACCUGAACAACUUGUAUUUCCUGACACUGUGCCAGCGUUACGGGGUUUACCAAGUUAUCCGCUGGCUAUUUAUGCUCAAACUGGGACUUAGUGUGGUUAUGCUGCUGGCAGGGGCUGACCACAUUUAUCUGCUGUGCAUCUUCAUUGCUAGUAACCGGGUGUUUACAGAGGGCACAUGCAAGCUGCUGAAACUGGUUAUCUCUGAUCUGGUGGACGAGGACUUUGUGGUCAAUCGACGUCAGCAGGCCACCUCUGCUCUCCUCUUUGGGAUGGUUGCCUUGAUGACCAAACCCGGCCAGACAUUCGCCCCUCUCAUUGGCACCUGGCUGCUGUGUGUUUACACAGGUUAUGAUAUUUUUGAUAGGGAACCCAUGAAGGACUCUCUGGUUUCUGUGCCUGACGUAGCCUCUGGCUCAGGGACUCCGCCUCUACGCCUGGGCUGCUUCUACAUGUUGGUGUUUGUGCCUAUCACCUGUGCCCUGCUCCAGCUGGCCGCCUGGUCUCGCUUCACCCUUCACGGCCGCAAGUUGCAAGGGAUCAAGAUUUUAAGGCAAGGGGCCCAGCAUGGAAACCUUAUAGAUGUCAAGGCCAUAUGAACUGAGUAGAGCUGCGUGUAGCUGCACAGUCACUUUUAAAUGGUCGGUUUUAUAAUCCCUUUGUGAAGCCCAUCCUUGUGUGCAAGAAAAUGAACCACUACACAACAUGUGGACAGUGAAAAGAAAUGCACAAAAGGCUGACAUAUCCCACUGGGAAGAACAUGAAACAAACCUGCCUUAUUUUUAUAUUAGACUAUUGACCUAUAUUUAUAUUUGAACUGAUGACCAAAAGAUAAAGUAGAACCAAUCAAUCCUUUUGGACAGACCAAGGUGACAACUUUUCAUGGUGUGCGUCAAAGAUGGGGUGCCCUCUGUCAAACUGUUUAUAAAGCAUAAUGUUGGUCCAGAGUACAGUCUAAAUGCCAUUGCUGCUAAGUAAUGUAUCAGUAACAUCUGCCGGAUUUUAAAAAGCAGAAGAAGGGGAGGUUUACCACAGUUCUGAUGUCUACAUUUCUAAUGUUAUUAACAAGAUGAAGAACAUGGAAAUAAUAUUGCAUUAAUGUGUUCAGAGUGCUAUUGAUACUGCAUGAAUCCACUUCAGAGCUGAUUAAUUGUUUAAGUGGUUCUUUACAUUUCCACAGGAUGCCCUGCCAGUUUGAUGUUGAGAACUGUAUUUUCUGAUACAAAGAGUAUUGAUGAUGUUUUUGCACAAAACUGCCAUUUGUCUGUUGUACUUCUAACAUUCUGAUUGUGACAUAUUUUAUGUACUGUAAUAUUGAAAAUUGGGAUAUUAUGCUGGUAACCAUAUUAUCAGUUAACUUUUGUAAUUUUUUGGAUUAUACAAAGAAUGUGGCAUUACCACAAAUAAACCUCAUCUAUUUGAAAGUCAACCAAA
Cottoperca gobio is the source of this 2719-nucleotide messenger RNA. RefSeq names its product major facilitator superfamily domain containing 13A (gene slc68a1a). NCBI's taxonomy places the organism in Eukaryota, Metazoa, Chordata, Actinopteri, Perciformes, Bovichtidae. The coding region runs from base 349 to 1884 and encodes 511 amino acids. The record is from RefSeq and is a predicted model, not a curated record. The transcript is spliced from 9 exons.